Molecule: messenger RNA, 1222 nt
Organism: Drosophila suzukii
Lineage: Eukaryota; Metazoa; Arthropoda; Insecta; Diptera; Drosophilidae
Product: antigen 5 like allergen Cul n 1
Source: RefSeq, a predicted model, not a curated record
UAGUGGGUUUAAAUUGGCAUUGUUGCAAUCGAGAGCUUUUGUGUAUCAUUUUUGAUUUGUGUAUGUCGGAUUAUGUAUUUUUUACUUGGUUCACCCUUAGCCGAAUCGAUUAUUCGUCCUGCGUUUUUGCCUUUGAUUAUUCAUUUGAUGGGAUUUAUUUCAUGCCACCAAAACAGUGAUUAAAAAAAUUGGGGAACUGGUAACGUUGAGCACUUCUCAUUCUGGACUACUAAUAGACCAUGCAAAUCGAACACAACCUAUUGCCUAGAGGCUUAAACUGGAUUUGUUUCAUGUAGGAAACAAAACAGUGAAAUUUCCAUGCUGUUUUCAAGCAUUUCAAAUUGAUUUUUCAAGGUACAGGUUCAAGAUUUCCCAUUUUUAUUUUCACUACACCAACCGCCACCAAAUGUUGCUCCUUGUACCGACCCUUUUAAUAGUUUUUAUCACCCAAGAGGUGUUAUCCACGGAUUACUGCGACAAGGAUCUGUGCCAACCGGAGAUAACGCAUAUCGCUUGUCAUAAUUACGGGGACUUUGAUGAGACCUGUGGCAGUGGAGCGAUCAUCAUGAAGUUUCCCAUGCAUUUGCGUGCCCAUCUACUGGCCGUUCUGAAUGACUUCCGUAAUACAGUGGCUCUGGGACAGUAUCCAUCCUUCAGUCCGGCUGCCCGGAUGGCGACUCUUCGUUGGCACGAGGAACUGGCCGGAUUGGCCAAGUUUGCCUUGCGUCGUUGUGAGAAUAUGGACGAUUACUGCAGCAACACGGAUGAGUUCAGAUAUGUGUCCUAUAUCUACGGUAGUACCAAGUGGUUGCACCAGGAGAAAACCCCGAAAUCCAUUAUGGAAUUUGUGCUGCAAUUUUGGAUGGAUGAUAUCAAGACCUGCACGAUGGCCCACAUUAAUGCCGAGAAACCCCCCAAGGACAGGCACUGUCGCGGCUACUUCACCCAACUGGUCCAAGACCUGGCUGCCCACGUCGGCUGUGCCAUGAUGAUGCGAAGGAGCCAAACCAGCGGACUCUAUCAGUACGGAGUCCUUUGCCAUUUUUCCCGCGGGAAGAUCGCCAAUGAGCUUGUCUACCGCGAGAGUGCGCACCCGGGAAGUCGCUGCUAUGCGGGAACCCACUCCAUAUAUCAAGGGCUCUGUUCGCCCGAGGAGCAUGUCAAUCCCAAUGCCCUACAAUUAGGCGAGCUUAAUUAAGUUGGUCAUGCGGAGUCUAAUAAA